Molecule: messenger RNA, 599 nt
Organism: Paramisgurnus dabryanus
Lineage: Eukaryota; Metazoa; Chordata; Actinopteri; Cypriniformes; Cobitidae
Gene: rpl24
Product: ribosomal protein L24
Biological process (GO): cytoplasmic translation
Cellular component (GO): cytosolic large ribosomal subunit
Molecular function (GO): structural constituent of ribosome; mRNA binding
Source: RefSeq, a predicted model, not a curated record
UUUUAUUAAAUGAAAUCAUUUAUAACCCGCUUACCCACAAUUCUCCUUCCUCUUCCCUAGCUGACUCGCCGCCAUGAAGGUCGAGCUGUGUAGUUUCAGUGGGUAUAAAAUCUACCCCGGCCACGGCCGGCGGUACGCCAGGAUCGACGGAAAGGUUUUCCAGUUUCUGAACGCAAAAUGCGAGUCGGCUUUCCUGUCUAAGAGAAACCCGCGACAGAUCAACUGGACCGUUCUGUACAGACGCAAACACAAGAAGGGCCAAUCUGAAGAGGUGUCUAAGAAGCGCACGCGUCGUGCGGUGAAGUUUCAGAGAGCCAUCACUGGAGCCUCACUGGCUGAGAUUCUGGCCAAGAGAAACCAGAAGCCUGAAGUGCGUAAAGCCCAGAGGGAACAAGCCAUCAGGGCUGCCAAGGAGGCUAAGAAAGCAAAGCAAGCAACCAAGAAGGUUUCUACGCAGAGCGCUAAGGCCCCUUCCAAGGCUGCACCCAAACAGAAAAUUGCCAAGCCCAUGAAGGUCAACGCUCCACGCGUUGGUGGAAAACGCUGAGAAUAAUGUUUUGGUGUUUGGCUCAUUAAUAAAGGUUUUCAGUUUCAAUCUA